Messenger RNA from Erythranthe guttata (spotted monkey flower), 2095 nucleotides. RefSeq names its product FAF-like protein (DUF3049). Lineage: Eukaryota; Viridiplantae; Streptophyta; Magnoliopsida; Lamiales; Phrymaceae. The record is from RefSeq and is a predicted model, not a curated record.
GCAGACCACUCCACACCCUUUCCAAAUUGCAAUCAACACAAACACAACAAACACCAUCUUCAUCAUCAUCAAUUCAUCAUCUCUUACAAUAUUUUGUCUGAUCCUCUCUGCAUACUGCUGCUCUGCUAAAUUUUUGAGAAAAAGGAGGUGCACGGAAAGUUACUGACGAAAUGCCUGUGAGAAAGAACAUGAAGAACAACUUGAUCCCAUCUUCACCAAUGAAGGUGGUUCAUCUUCACAAAGAAGAAGAAGCACAAAUGAAACAAGGGAUUGUCACCAUUCUUGGCUCCGAUUCCUGCCAUGGAAACAAACCAGGCGGAGCUUCCAUUAGAAGAACACUCUCUGCUGACAUGUCAUCCAAGAAAUGGCUCCAGCAAAACGGCUUCUUCUCCCCUGUUAAAAAGAUCCCCUCUUCUUCUUCUUCUUCGUCUCCUCCUUCUCCUCCUUCGUCUUCGUCUUCAUCGUCUUCUUCGUCAUCGGAAAGCGAAGAAGAAUACGAAGAAAUAACAGCACCUGGACAAGACGAUGUUUGGAGGGCAAUUCAGGCAAAGAAAGAAAGAGAUGAUGAAGAGAUGAAGAAGAAGAAGCCAUUACAGAUGGAUGUUUGGGGUACCAUGCUCACUCACAAGAGUGAGAAUUCUGCUGCUCUUCUUGCCGCUGCCCCGCUGCCGCCGCCUUAUGUUCAUCCACUCGUGAAGAUAUUGGCCAGUACUUUGAGUGAAAAAAGCCUUGAGAUUUGCACCGAGAGUCUUGGAUCAGAAACUGGUUCUGAUUGUUUUUCUGCCGAAACUGAAGAUCAAGAGAAGGUGGUUGUGAUGCCGGUGGUGGUCGGAGAUUCGAACGAUCAGUUUGCGGAUACGCAUGUGGCCAAGUACAAGAAGUCGCCGACACGGCCUUUUCCGCCGCCUCUUCCUUCAAUCGCCGGCGGCGAUGGGGCGGCGCUCCACGUGCAGUCUCACCGGGAAAAUGGGAGGCUGGUUCUUGAAGCUGUUUCUGUUCCUCAGAGAAACCAUUUCCAUGCUCAACGUUGCGACGGCCGCCUUGUUCUGACUCUGGCGCACGCGCCGCCCGCUUGUGAAGUGACGUUGGUAGAAGAAGUGUUUGAUAAUAUGGAAGAUGUCGAUGAAGAUGUCGUUACUUUUGCGGAGGAGGAGAAGGAGAAGGUGGAUGACGGAGGCGGAAACGAGGGUUACGUGGCAGCGGAGGAGAAUUUCUUCCAGGCACAAAGUCCAAGAAAAGAAAAGGAAUAUAUGGUGGAGCAAAACUUAUCGCUUCCUAGUGGAAUGAUGAGUUUGAAUAAAUCUCGAAUGGUGAUCAAAAAGCUGAUGGCGGUAGGGAAUAUGAAUCCGAAAUGGUCCCAAAAUCUCAACAAAUCCGAUCAAGUGGCGGUGGCGGAGGAAGUUUUCGCAAUCCCGCAGUCGCUCCCACCGCCUCCGCGGGUGGCUCGCAUGAUCCCGUCGCCCGCGGUGGCGGCGGCGCCAGCCGCCGCGUCGUUCAACGCUUACGAGUACUUCUGGAGGAACAAGACCGCCGUGUAUGGUGGCGGAGGCGGCGGCGCACAACUGAAAAACAAGGACGGUGACGGCGGAGCGGAGGCGGCGUAUGAGAAUAAAGAUUUGGUGGUUGUAAAAGGAAAGAAAACAGAGUACUCAGUUCCAUACCUGAGGGGAUGCAAAGAGGCGAGGCGAUCGCUGUCAAUAUGGGAGCCGUACUGCAUUGCCACCUCCUAAAUGACAAUUUUAAUAAAUAAAUAAAUAAAUAAUAAUAAUUAUAUAAUAAAUAAUUAUAUUUUUACAUCCUAUUUAGAUGGGAAAAAAAUGUUUGAUUAAAUCCCCAAAAAAAAAAAUAUAUAUAUAUAAUCGCCCAGCCCUGCCUUCUAUGUUAAACUAAACCUCCCAAUAAGUCACAUGUAAAAGAAGUCCAAAAAGAGUUGUGUAGCCAAUAAUAAAUAUGAAUGGGAGUGAGAAAUAUUAAUUUUUUACAUGAUUUUUCAUAACAAAUAAGUCGUUAUCAGCUUCUGUUUAGUUGGUAAUUUUAUCUGUUUUAUUAGUCUAUGCAAAUCAUAAUAAUUAAUGGAUUUUUUUUAUUUUAUUUA